Messenger RNA from Amaranthus tricolor (Joseph's coat), 6479 nucleotides. RefSeq names its product homeobox-DDT domain protein RLT2. The transcript has 18 exons. The record is from RefSeq and is a predicted model, not a curated record. NCBI's taxonomy places the organism in Eukaryota, Viridiplantae, Streptophyta, Magnoliopsida, Caryophyllales, Amaranthaceae. Gene Ontology annotation, biological process: regulation of transcription by RNA polymerase II. Gene Ontology annotation, molecular function: DNA binding. The coding region runs from base 751 to 6282 and encodes 1843 amino acids.
AAAAAGGAAAAAAACUUUAGGAAGAGAGAGAAAGAGUGAUAUGGAAAUAUUGAAAGGAAUUGUAGAGAGAGAAAGAGUGUUCGUUGGUUUGUUCAUAGUAGCUGCUUUAAUGAAUUCCCACAAAAACAAAAACAAUCUCUUCUUUUUAAAAUUUAAUUAUUAUUACUACAAUUCCUACUACUACAAGUACAACUAUUUUCUUCCUCUUUAUUAUUCUUUUAUCCAACAAAAACAACAAAAGUCUUCUGAUAGUAAAUAUGUUGAAGAAUACUUAUACUACCAAUACAGUCAAUCUUCUUGCUUUAAUUCUUCUAUUUCUAAAACUAAAAUUAAAUUUACUUGUUUUUUUUUGGUUGCUAUCAUUAUUCUUUAUUAUUGUUAUUCCCCAAAUCUUACCCAAUGCAUACUCUUGUACAAGCAAUCCCUUCUUUUAUUCUUGGAUUACAUCAAUUUCUAGAGAGAGACUACUUUUUUAGAUACAUGGAUUUAUAGAGAGAGAAACAAGGAUAGAAAAGAGGGUUUCAUUGAUUGAUGAAUUUGGCAAUUUCUCUCUCUUUUUUCUUUCUUUUGUGUUCUUAGUAAAACACCCAUCUUUUGAUUUUCUUGUUUGUUUUGAUGGUUUUUGAAUACCCAAUUGGUUAUGUACUGGUUUUUAAUUUCUGGGUUUCUGGGUUUGUGAUUUGAUAAUCCAAGAUCUGAUUUUUGAUUGAUUUUUAGGGUUUUGGUUUUGAAAGGGUUGUUGGGGAUUUUAUGAUGGAAGGUGGAAAUUCUGAUGGGGAAAAGAAACCUCCUGAAAGUGGUGGUGAUGGUGGUGGAGGUGGAGGUGGUACUGGUGGGAGUGGGGAGCCUAAAACUAAGAGAAAGAUGAAAACCCCUUCUCAACUUGAAGCUCUUGAGAAAACUUAUCAGAUUGCAUCAUACCCUUCAGAAGCUUUAAGGGCAGAACUUUCAGCUCAAUUAGGGUUAUCUGAUCGGCAAUUACAGAUGUGGUUUUGCCAUAGGAGGUUGAAGGAUAGGAAACCACAAUCAUCAUCAGGAGGAGGAGGUGGAGGAAGUUCAGGAAAGAGGUCAAGGAAGGGGGAGCUUUUACCGUCUGUUACCGCCACAGUUACGGUUGCUGCAUCCGGAACUCCUCCACUUCCACCCCCUCCUGUGGUGCCCAAGGAUGAUAUGCUGGGUAGUGAGUUGGGGAUUGAGCAUGGUUCCGGGUCUGGAUCAGGGUCCAGCCCUUAUGGCCAUAUGGACCCACGUCGUGCUUACGUGGGCCGACCUGGUGUUGCUGUGCCUAGAAUUAGUGGGCAUGGGAGGUACUAUGAGGCUCCUCAAUCAGUAUCUGAACUAAGGGCCAUUGCAUUUGUUGAAGCACAGCUUGGGGAGCCACUUAGGGAGGAUGGCCCUGCACUUGGGAUGGAGUUUGAUCCUUUGCCUCCUGGUGCUUUUGGUGCUCCCAUUGCAGCAUCGCUGGCACCACAAAAAACAGCAGGAAGAACGUAUGAGGUUUCUGUGUACGAACUUUCUGAUGCUAAAUCUACCAAGCAGGGUCCUAGUAGAGCAUUACAUGAGUAUCAGUUUCUUCCUGAGCAGCCAACUGUAAGAAGUGAGUCUUAUGAAAGAGUUUCGCAAUCUCUCUACUAUGGUUCACCUUCUGAUGGUCCUGGAACCAAGACGCCUCCUUUAUCGAGUGGUCGCUCAAAUAUGCAUGGUUAUGACGAAGUGCCUGUGGCGUAUGGUGUCCAAAAUCAGCUUCCUAGUUUGAACCUGAUGUCUCAUCAGGGAAAUGUGAGUAAUCAUAUGUCGUCUACUUCAGGGGACUAUGAAGCCAUGACGAGAAAAUCUCCCUAUGUGAAUGUGGGCAUGGAAUCAUCAUUAAGUACACAUCCAAUCUCAGGAAUGGCUAGUGCACUUGUGCCAUCUGAGAGGCGUGCCACCCAAGAAGAGGACGCUGGAAGACUGGAGAGGAAGCGCAAGAGUGAAGAAGCAAGAAUAGCCAAAGAAAUUGAAGCUCAUGAGAAAAAAAUGCGGAAAGAGUUAGAGAGGCAAGAUAUUCUGAGGAGGAAGAGAGAAGAACAAAUGAGAAAGGAAAUGGAGCGCCAAGAUCGGGAGCGAAGGAAAGAGGAGGAGAGGUUAUUGCGUGAAAAGCAGCGGGAAGAGGAACGAUAUCAGCGGGAGCAAAGACGUGAGAUGGAACGUAGGGAGAAAUUUUUGUUGAAAGAGUCUAUCAGAGCUGAGAAAAUGAAGCAAAAGGAAGAAGUACGGAGAGAGAGAGAAGCAGCUAGACAGAAAGCUGCUAAUGAUCGAGCUGUUGCCAAAAGACUUGCCAAAGAAUCGACAGAGCUUAUCGAAGAUGAGAGAUUGGAGCUAAUGGAGAUAGCUGCAUCAAGAAAAAGUUUGACAUCCAUCUUGUCACUUGACAGUGAAACUUUGCAAAAUCUUGAUUCUUUUAGAGAUAUGCUUCGGCGGUUCCCUCCAACGUCUGUGCAGCUGAAGAAGCCGUUUGCAACACGACCAUGGUUGGGUUCUGAAGAAAAUGUGGGAAAUCUUUUAAUGGUUUGGAGAUUUCUGAUUACAUUUACCGAUGUUCUUGGAUUGUGGCCGUUCACUCUUGAUGAGUUUAUGCAAGCUUUUCAUGAUUAUGAUCCUCGGUUAUUGGGAGAAAUUCAUGUAGCUCUUCUGAGAACUGUCAUCAAGGAUAUCGAAGAUGUUGCUAGAACACCUUCUAUUGGACUGGGUGUAAACCUAAACAGUGUGGCUAAUCCUGUUGGUGGACAUCCUCAGAUAGUUGAAGGCGCGUAUGCAUGGGGUUUUGAUAUACGCAGCUGGCAGUGCAACUUAAGCCCAUUGACAUGGCCAGAAGUUCUACGACAGUUUGCUCUAGCUGCAGGUUUCGGGCCAAAACUGAAAAAAAGAAAUGUUGAGCAAGGAUUUUCUCGGGAGGAGAAUGAGGGAAAUGACGGUAUUGAUGUUGUAUCUAAUUUACGUAAUGGCGCAGCAGUUGAAAAGGCUGUUGCUAUUAUGCGAGAGAGGGGUUACUCUAAUCCACGCAGGUCAAGGCACAGACUGACCCCUGGCACGGUCAAAUUCGCCGCUUUUCAUGUUUUGUCUCUUGAGGGAAGCGAUGGUUUAAAUAUAUUGGAAGUUGCUGAUAGGAUACAGAAAUCCGGCCUUCGUGACCUAACCACAAGCAAGACUCCUGAAGCAUCAAUUGCUGCAGCUUUAUCUAGAGACACAAAGCUUUUCGAAAGGACUGCGCCUUCAACAUAUUGUGUGCGUUCACCCUACAGGAAGGAUCCUGUUGAUGCAGAAGCCAUUCUAUCUUCUGCCAGGGAAAAGAUUCGGGUAUUUAAAAUUGGGUUUGCUGAUGAAGUUGAGGCAGAUGUUGAUGGGAUGGGGGCUGAUGAUGUUGAAGCUUAUGAGGUUGAGAAAGAUGAUGAAUCAGAAAGUGAUACAGCUGAAGAUCCCGAGAUCGAUGAUUUGACCGCUGAGCUAACACCAAACAAAGAAGCAAAUCUUUCUUAUGACAUGAAUAGUUGUGUGCCAAGAAUUGGGUCAGACAAUGGAAGCGAUUUACAUUCCCGUGUUGAUAAAACUUCCAAUGGACUUGUAAAUGCUGGUGAUGUUUUGUCUUCAGCUCAUUUGGAAAGCUUUAAGGAGAUGGACAACAAUGGAUGUUUUGUAGAGGAAUCCAUUGAUGUUGGAGGAAUUUGCCAAGAGGCGAAUAAUACUGAUCAUGAAGACACUGAUGUAGAUGAAAGUUGUCCCGGUGAACCUUGGGUUCAGGGACUUAUGGAAGGGGAAUACUCAAAUCUAAGCGUCGAAGAGCGCCUUAAUGCUCUAGUUGCCCUUAUUGAUGUGGCUACUGAGGGUAACACAGUUAGAGUUGCUCUAGAGGAGCGUUUGGAAGCAGCAACUGCGCUAAAAAAGCAAAUGUGGGCUGAAGCUCAACUGGACAAGCGCCGGUUGAAAGAGGAGUUUCUGAUGAAGACGCCUUACGCAACAUUUGUCCCUAACAAAUCAGAAUCAAACAUGAUGGCAUCUGCAGCUGAUACUGGGCAUAGUCCAAUGCUUUCAUUUGAUAAAAGUAAUAAUGAAACAAUGAUGCAGCAAAAGUCCUUCUUUGAUGCUCAUAUUGACAAUAAUUUAAAUGCAGCUUCCUCGGAGAAGAAUUCAACAACGCUGAAUUUUGUUUUGGGUUCAGACAAUGUUGCUUCGCAGCAGUCUGUAUAUGCUGCGGAGCGGUGUCGUGCUCAAUUGAAGUCCUAUAUUGGACAUAAAGCUGAGGAAAUGUAUGUUUAUAGGUCAUUGCCUCUUGGUCAAGAUCGCCGAAGAAACAGAUACUGGCAAUUUAUUGCAUCCGCUUCUUGUAACGAUCCUGGUGCUGGCAGGUUAUUUGUGGAAUUGCAUAAUGGUGGCUGGAGGCUAAUUGAUUCUGAAGAGGGUUUUGACGCUCUCUUGGCUUCGCUGGAUGUACGUGGGGUGAGGGAAUGUCAUUUGCAUGCAUUGUUGCGGAAAGUUGAACUUCUUUAUAAGGAGUCUGUUAGAAGGAAAGGAUUCGAUACUACCAUCGAUAAACAGAACGGGUUUUCCGUCAAAGCUGAAGCUUCUGAAGUACCAUUUAAUCGUGAAAGCAGUGGUGGUGUAGAUAGCCCUAGUAGUACUAUCUGUGCUUCAAACUCUGAGAUGUCCGAACCUUCAUCAUCUUUUAAGAUAGAGAGUGGCAGAAACAGUGUUGAAACAAAGAAUUCCUUGAGAAGGUACAAAAGUUUUGAAGAUUGGAUGUGGAAGGAAUGCUUCUUCUCUUCUGCUUUAUGCUCCGCUAAGUUUGGGAAGAAGAGAUGUACGGAGCUGAUCAGCAGAUGUGAUUCUUGUCGUGAUCUCUACUUUUUUGAAGAUAAUCACUGCUCGUCCUGCCAUAAAACCUACACCGCAUAUGACAAGAGUUUUAAUUUCUCCGAGCAUGUCGUGCAGUGUGAAGGGAUUAAAGGAAGCCUCCAGAGUCUCGAAUAUCCUCCUCCAAGGAUAAGAUUGCUCAAGGCUCUCUUAGCUCAAGUUGAGGUUUCUGUCCCUUCUGAAGCCCUUCAACCUUUUUGGUCAGAUGAUUAUCGCAAAUCUUGGGGAAUGAAGCUAUAUAUGUCAUCUUCGGCAGAAGACCUUCUUCAGGUGCUGACACUACUAGAAGGAGCGAUAAAGAGGGAUUUCUUGUCAUCGCAUUUUGAGACUACCGGUGAAUUAUUGGCCUCUGGUAAUGUUGACGGGUACAUUGUCAAUGAUGUCUCCACUUUUGGUUCUAUAACCAUGCUUCCAUGGAUACCCCAAACAACAUCGGCUGUGGCGUUACGGCUAAUGGAACUUGAUUCGGCUAUUUCAUACCUGCCAGAUCAGAAAGAAAAAGAUUCAGAGCCUAGGCACUUUCUGAAACUUCAUUCCAAGUACACUGUUGUGAGAAAUGUCCCAGAGGAUGAGCUUGCUGCUGUGGAUCAACAGGAAGAUGCGUGGAAUGACAGGGGGAGUGAUCUUGGCUUAGUUUCCAUACGUGGUAGUAAUGGCCGUGGGGGUCGGGGGAGAACCCGUGGUGGAAAAUCCCAAAGGAGGGUUGUUGGUUCUCGAGUUGGCGAACCUAGUAGCAGAAGUGUAGCCUCCAAUGAGAGACUUGGUGAUGGGCUGGGAGGAUGGAAAGGCCGCAGUAGUCGUGGCAAAGGUGGGCGGAAGCGUGGUCGUCGUUCUGUCAGGAAAAGGCAGAAAUCUGUCAAGAAGGUGGCACCAGCAGCAACAGCAAGUGUUGGCGUACGAAGUUUACCCGAGCCAAUUAUCUUCGAUAAAUCUCCUCCUGGAUUUUCUGGACGAGAUGAAUGGAACGGUGAGGAUAGUAGACAGAUGAUGGCGGACGAGGUUGAUGUUAACGAUGAUAGCAACUCAGAGAGGUCCGACUAUGUCGAUGAUGAGCAUGGGCAGGCUUCAGGGGAUGAGUACGACGACAUGGCCAUUGACGACUAUGCUGCUGUUUAUAAUGGCAGGCCAACAACUCAUAGUCAUUAUAAUGAUGGUGAUGAAGAAGAUGACGAUAACGAUAACGAUGAAGUUGGAGAUGAUGAUGAUGGUGAUGAAGUGGCAGAUGAUGUUGAUGAAGAUGACAUGGACGUCGAUGGAGGUGAAUAUGAACAAGGUGAUUUAGAUGUGGGAGGAUAUUUGAAUGCUGAUUCCGAUGAUGAGAUCGUGGGGAACGGAGAUGAUGAUCAAGAUGACACUUCUGAAUCCGCAUCAACUGAAUAUAGUAGUGAUGAGUAGUUUAAGAGAAUGUUGAUCAAAUGUAAUAUGUAAGGUUAGAGAUGUACGUAGUUUCCCUGUUUAUUGUAAAUUUGUCGCGGUUUAGCAAUUACAAAUCUAAUCAUAAUGUUGAGCAGAAGUUUUUUACAUAUUUAGAGGUUAAUCCCAGUUGUAUCAAAUACAAAUUCAUCCUUUAAAAUAUAAGCCCAGCUUCAGUA